UUUCUUAUGAUCAUUUGUUACUUUGCAUCUCUGUAUGUUUCACAAAUUUUCUAUAAUUCAGCUAUUUUGUAUAACAUCACGCUGAAGUAAGCUGCCCAGAACCAUCCCUCAGUCCAGCCCAGGAGAUGGGUGGACAUGGCACCCUUCUUUCUGGAAUUUUCUCUCCUUCCCCCUUCUUCCUCUCUAAGCAAACCCUCUCCUCUCCACUCUUCUGCCCUCCCCUCCCCCAUCUCUCUUCCUCCAGUCUCCGUUUUCCUUCUCUCUUCCCAGCCCUCGAUUCCUCCCCUCUUCCUAUCCAACUUCCCUUGGCCGCGGCUCCGGUGCCGCGCGGGCCUCUGGGAGUGGAGGGGCGCGGUCGGGUCUCCGGUGGGUUCCGCUCCGCGCGCGGGCUUCUGGGAAGUGUGGUCGGGCCGACCGCGCAGGCGCGGCGCGGCCUGGAGCGCCUAGCGCGGUGAUCAUUGUCUAGACCGAGCUGCGUGGGAUAUUGAAUGUAAUUCCCUGUGCUGUACAGGGGGACCAUGCUGUUUCUCCAUUCUAUAAAUAGUUUGCAUCUGCUAACCCCAGACUCCCAGUCCAUCCUUCCCUGAUGCCCUUGCUCCUCCUUGCAACCGCAAGUCUGCUCCACCACAGCCUGCCGUUCGGUCACUGUGGGCAGUGGAGGGGUGGCCACCCAGCUGCUGACUGAUGAGGCCCUGUGCAGGGCACAUGAGUUCGAUCCCUGGUUGGGGAAGAUCCUGCAUGCCAUGUGGUGGAGCCAAAAAAAAAAAAACAACUUAGAAAAUCCAGAAGAGUAUAGCAGACAGGAUCAGAAUUACCCUGGAUUUCAUCCCAGGAGGCAAGAAUACUGGAGUGUGUUGCCAUUGCCUUCUCCAGGGGAUCUGCCCAACCCAGGGACUGAACCCUCAUUUUCUGCGUUGGCAGGCACAGAGCCACUGCAAGUUGGAUACGUGGACACUCGGCCCGCAGUGAAAGAAGCGGGCCCGAAGGAGGAGAUUUCGGAAGACGGACCAUCCUCAGAAGGGCCCGCGAGGCACGGGGCCGGGGGUACCACCCUGGGCGGAGCGCGCAUGCAGGGUGACCGCGUGGACCCGCCGCGGGGGAGCGCUCGCACCCGUCAGGGACGGCGGGGAACCUCCCGGGAGUCGGCCCCCGAGUGCCCCCCAGCGCCCCCCGGGUCGGCCAUGCGGGGAAAAGGCCUCGCAGGUCACUCGGACCUCGGGAACCCCUCCAGGCCGGACGCGGAGAAGAGCGCCUACGGCUGCAGCGAGUGCGGCAAGGCUUUCGGCCGCAGCUCGUCGCUGACGAAGCACCAGCGCAUCCACACCGGCGAGAAGCCCUUCCGGUGCGACGCGUGCGGGAAGCAGUUCCUGGAGCGCUCGUCGCUGACUAUCCACCGGCGCGUGCACACGGGCGAGAAGCCGUACGCCUGCGGGGACUGCGGCAAGGCCUUCAGCCAGCGCAUGAACCUGACGGUGCACCAGCGCACGCACACCGGCGAGAAGCCCUACGCGUGCGGCGCCUGCGGCAAGACCUUCCGGAAGACCUCGUCCCUCGCCCAGCACGAGCGGGUCCACACGGGCGAGAAGCCGUUCGCGUGCGGAGACUGCGGCAAGGCCUUCAGCCAGAGCAUGCACUUGGUGGUGCACCGGCGCACGCACACCGGCGAGAAGCCAUACGCGUGCGGGGAGUGCGGGCGCGCCUUCAGCCAGCGCAUGCACCUGACGGAGCACCGGCGCACGCACACGGGCGAGAAGCCCUACGCCUGCGGGGACUGCGGCCGCGCCUUCAACAAGAGCUCGUCGCUGACGCUGCACCGGCGCAACCACACGGGCGAGAAGCCGUACGCGUGCGGCGAGUGCGGCAAGGCCUUCAGCCAGAGCUCCUACCUGAUCCAGCACCAGCGGCUGCACAUCGGCGUGAAGCCCUUCGAGUGCGGCCGCUGCGGCAAGGCCUUCAGCAAGAACUCGGCCCUGACGCAGCACCAGCGCCUGCACACCGGCGAGAAGCCCUACGCCUGCCCCGUCUGCAAGAAGCACUUCACGGGCCGCUCGUCGCUGGUGGUGCACCAGGUGGGCCACACCGGAGAGAAGCCCUACGCCUGCGGCGAGUGCGGGAAGGCCUUCGGCCAGAGCGCCUACCUCAUCGAGCACCAGCGCAUCCACACGGGCGAGAAGCCCUACCGAUGCGCGCAGUGCGGCAAGGCCUUCAUCAAGAACUCCUCGCUCACCGUGCACCAGAGGAUCCACACCGGGGAGAAGCCCUACGCGUGCGGCGAGUGCGGGAAGACCUUCAGUCGGAACACCAACCUCACGCGGCACCUGAGGGUCCACGUCUAGGGAGGCUGGGCCCCCCCUCCCCCCAGUCUGCACCAGGUGAACGGGGUCCUAGGCUCGGAGUCUCCCCCCAGAUGGGCGGGGUCCUCUGCGCGGAGCCUCCACCAGGUGGGCGUGGUCCUAACCUCGGCGUCUCCGCCAGA
This is a messenger RNA of Bubalus bubalis (water buffalo), 2476 nucleotides long. RefSeq names its product zinc finger protein 71 (gene ZNF71). Bases 744 to 2336 code for a protein of 530 amino acids. Gene Ontology annotation, biological process: regulation of transcription by RNA polymerase II. The transcript has 6 exons. Gene Ontology annotation, molecular function: RNA polymerase II cis-regulatory region sequence-specific DNA binding; DNA-binding transcription factor activity. Lineage: Eukaryota; Metazoa; Chordata; Mammalia; Artiodactyla; Bovidae. The record is from RefSeq and is a predicted model, not a curated record.